This is a messenger RNA of Helicoverpa zea (corn earworm), 2836 nucleotides long. Its product is annotated as terminal uridylyltransferase Tailor-like. The record is from RefSeq and is a predicted model, not a curated record. NCBI's taxonomy places the organism in Eukaryota, Metazoa, Arthropoda, Insecta, Lepidoptera, Noctuidae. The coding region runs from base 1467 to 2678 and encodes 403 amino acids. Gene Ontology annotation, molecular function: RNA uridylyltransferase activity. The transcript is spliced from 2 exons.
UUUAAUACCUUUAAAAAGCAAGUUCAGCAUGAUAACUUAAGAGCGUACCUAAACACCUGAAUGUUGCAAUACAUUGUAAUCGUCCAACACUCAAACUCAAAAACUUUUAUUCAAAUUAGGCUGAUAAAUCAGCACUUUUCGAACGUCAAAAACAAAAGACGCUUUUUGUUGCGAAGAAGUGGCGCAACAAACUCCCCAGCAACACAUGUCUGUCUGUUAUGAGUACUGGGUUUAUGAGCGUGGAAAGCCAUAAAAAAAUACUUGUUACCUACGUAGUAUAUAGAGUUUCUUAACGCUCUGUUCGAUGGAUAGAUAAAAACCCCGUAGGUAGUAGGUAUAAUUACUUAUUUUAAUUAACUUAAUAUGGAAUUAAGGGUGUAUUCAAUGAGUAACUGAAAUUAUUUAUACCUGACAUAUAAGGUAAUAAGACCAUAUUUUGGUGCCAAAAUUAUGACAAAAAAUAUUUUUUUUGUAAGAUAUAAAUACUUUAAUUCAUAGUGGUCUACUCUAGCCAGAGUACCAGGGAUGAUACGCAUGCAACAAAGUGUGUGCUAAGUAUGAAUGUAGAUGGAUGGAGAGGAAGAGGAAGACCUAAGAAAAGAUGGAUGGAUUGCCUGAAAGAAGACAUGAAUAGGAAGGGAGUGAGUGUCAGUAUGACGAGUGAUAGGGGAAAAUGGAAGAAAAUGACAUAUUGCGCCGAUCCCAAGUAAAAUUGGGAACAGGGCAGGAGAAAGAAAGAACGAAGUUUCAGGUAUAUUUUGGACAUAAAUGAUUAACGGUGAACUGAAAAAAAUAUAUCAUAUUCAUAUUUAUUUGCAUACCAUAUCCUUAAAACCUGGACUUAAAAAAUAAGAAAUUGUCUCACCCCUCGCUGGCUGGACGUCCGAUAUACAAAAGUGACUUCUUAAACAGUGUUUCUGAUUUGGUUAAAAAUAUAAUUGCGUCAGAUAUUCCUAUUUACAAUCGUAAGCCAUUAUUGUGGAAAGUCCUUACCGACAUAAAUAAAAUAUGCUCAAACAGAAGGGAGCUACUACCCUCGUUAAGAAGUUUCCUAAAAUCCAUUUUGCCUGUAUUUUCAGGUAUGAUAUGGCAGUCAUACAUAAUAUAUUUCGGUGUAAAGAUCUCGUCAAUUUGAAUGAAAUGGCCCAAACACUUGGUAGAUGCUAUAAACCGAUGUUAUUUCCCUUGAUUUUCAGUCGUCUCCAUCAGAUGACGAUUGGAGACAGAUGAUGACAUGAGUUGUUAUGAGUUGAUUCGUAGGUAUGUACCUACGAUAUGGUUACCGGAAAGUUACCAAGCACCGUGCGUACCUAUUAGCUAAGUACCUACUUAGAUAAUGUGCAUUAGCUGCACUGAACUCAGUUGGCUUUAAAACUGAUUGCUGCAAAGACCUAAUCAAGCACUUAGUCAUAGUCUAAUAAAUAUGUAUUGUUUCCGAGGUGAGUAGGGUAUUUGGUGCCGGCUGAAUGUUCUCCAUAUUAACAUCGAUUGUAUUGUUUAAAUAUUUGUUAGAAUUAGCAGUAGUGUUGUCGCUGUGUGCGUGGGGAGCGCUGGCGGGUGCGGCGUGCCCGGCGGGGGACUUCGCCGCGCAGGUGCGGCAGCUGACAGGCAGCCCGAUGACGUCACAGCACCCGAGCGUCACGCGACUGCUGGACGAUCUGCGAGACACGUUGAACAGGAGGUGGAAAGAAUUAGAUAUGACUGUCUAUGGAUCCAUACCCAUCGGGCUGAGCAUGAAGUUGAGUGAUGUAGAUUGCUACGUCCGAAUACCGAACUACAACAUUACCGAGCAUCGGCACAAUGUAGAGCAGGCCGUGGACUUGCUGCGCCAACAACCGAACCUCUACUCAGAUGUGCGUGUUGUGGACGUCACAGACAAUGAGAAGGAUAUAUAUUUCACUUUCUGGCACAUUCCCACACAAAGAAAUGGUGAGAUUGUUUUCACCAGGACUGGUGCUGUAGAAAAUAGUAACUUGUUAAGUUACCUUUUCCGUCUGGACAAACUGUACCUGCCGCUGGGUAGAAUCAUAAAGUAUUGGAGUACUGUGCACGAGCUCAAAGCUUUGGAAACGAUGGAUAAAUUGCCCAGUUAUGCGUGGUACAUAAUGAUAGUAUUUUAUCUGCAGCAAAAAGGAUUAGCGCCCUCUGUUUACGAACUGCAGAGACGCACAGACAGCGACGCCCUCGACUGGGACAUGAGCUUCCAGCCGAUCCCUUACCCGGUGAGGAACAACCAGAGCCUGUACGAGCUGCUGGGCGGCUUCUUCCAGUACUACAGCCAGUUUGACUUCCAGAAUUACAUCGUCUCACCUUUCGCUGGACGUCCGAUACACAGAAGCGACUUCUUAAACAUCGACCUAGUUCCUGCGGAGUUCACCGCGUAUAAAAAUAUAGCUAUAAAUAACAAUUCUUGUUGCCAGAUUGAAUUAAACACAGAUCUGUGCAUCCAAAAUAUAUUUAAACAUGUUGCUAACGUUGCGAAUUUAAUCAGUCACGAAGAAGCAUUCAGAAUAUUGUCUCAUAUCAAAUGGGCCGCACAAAUGUAUGAAGAGCUCCCGAGUGACAGAUUCCUGACAACCAUACUGAACGUGAGACACAGAGUAAUGGACGGCAACGAGGUUAAUACUACUAUAGAUGGUUCUUACAAUAACUGCACUGAUGUAAGCGAUAUCCUGUGAACCAACAUACAGAGGACUAUCACUGUAUGGUUAGUUUAGUACCUACGUAAUUAAUGGUAGACGUAACUGACUGAAACAUUACUGUUAACUAAACUUAGUAGAUAACUUUUAACUAGAGAACUUCUAAUAAACUUAUUGACAUUAAUUAAUAACACAAA